AAUCCCCAAGCACGUGCGAGUGUUAUUAUUGUCCUCUCCCGGCUAACGUCGACAUGGACGUUUUUAAGGCAAAACCAGGAUUCUGUCCUGAAUGUGGUUCGAUAUUUCCGCCUCUGCCGAUGAAAGGCAAUGUUGUCUGCUACAACUGCAAAAAGGAUUUCGACCCAGAAGUGUUCGGUGACAUGAAAAUCAAGUACACAAUACAUUUUAAUACGUACGUUCCCAAGGAGAAAGAUGCUAAAGUGAAAGAGGAACAGGAUGUGGCGGAUGGACCAGUCGUGGAGAGGAAGUGUCCUAAGUGCGGACACGAUAAAAUGUCCUACGCGACUCUGCAGUUGAGGUCUGCAGACGAAGGGCAGACGGUUUUCUUCACGUGCCUCAAGUGCAAGUUCAAGGAAUCCGAGAAUUCGUAGAAAGCUUUUAGAGACCCAUGGACCUUUCGGAUUAUGUAAAUUUAACAUAACAAUUGUGAUAUUUGUAAGUUAAGGACUUAAAUAAACGGGAUAGAUUGUAA
This is a messenger RNA of Hermetia illucens (black soldier fly), 514 nucleotides long. It is a transcript of the gene RpI12, whose product is annotated as DNA-directed RNA polymerase I subunit RPA12. The transcript has 3 exons. Bases 54 to 413 code for a protein of 119 amino acids. Gene Ontology annotation, molecular function: zinc ion binding; nucleic acid binding; DNA-directed RNA polymerase activity. Gene Ontology annotation, biological process: DNA-templated transcription; termination of RNA polymerase I transcription. The record is from RefSeq and is a predicted model, not a curated record. NCBI's taxonomy places the organism in Eukaryota, Metazoa, Arthropoda, Insecta, Diptera, Stratiomyidae. Gene Ontology annotation, cellular component: RNA polymerase I complex.